AUGGAAAAACUCUCCAAAGAAACAUUCUCAUUCAUGAAGGAAACAAGAAUUAAUCUCAAGAAUCAAGGUGCUUCACUUAGAAAUUUGGAGGUGCAAGUAUGCCAAAUUGCUCAAAAAUUAGAGAAAGCCACAAAUGUUCUUCCCAAUGACACAAUUCCAAAACCAAAAAAUGAGUGCAAGGCUAUUUGUUUGAGGAGCGGAAAGGUAGUGGAACAAGAAGAAAAAGAAAAUCUCACUGCCAAUGACAAACAAAGGAAAGAGGCAACAGAGAACAUUCAUCAAGAGAAGCACAUGCAGCCCACACUCCAGCAAACAAUUCAAGCUAUAAAAGCUCCACCAAAAGAGAGCAUUCCAGUGCCUAAAUACAAGCCAAAAAUUUCAUAUCCUCAAAGGCUCCAAGAGAAAAACAAGGAGAAGCAAUAUUCCAAAUUCUUAGAGAUAUUCAAGAUUUUGCACAUCAACAUCCCAUUUAUAAAAGAUCUUGAACAAAUGCCCUUGUAUUCUAAAUUUAUGAAGGAUUUGUUGUCCAAGAAAAGAUUCUUAAAGGGAGGCCAAACAGUAAUGAUGAGCAAGGAGUAUAAUGCAAUCAUUCAAAGGAACUUGCCAACAAAGAAGAAAGAUCCAGGAAAUUUUCAAAUUCCUUGUACUAUUGGCAACACCACCUUUGAAAGAGUUUUAUGUGAUUUGGGGGCAAGUAUUAAUCUAAUGCCUUUAUCUGUGAUGAAGAGGUUACAAAUUCAAGAGUUGAAGCCCACCAAAAUAGCUCUACAACUUGCAAACAAAUCAAUGAAGCUUGAACAUGGGAUAGUUGAAAAUGACUUGAUCAAAGUGGAAAAAUAUUUCCUCCCAGUGAAUUUUGUUAUUCUUGAUAUAGAGAAAGAUGAGCAUGCUUCUAUCAUUCUAAAAAGACAUUUUCUAGCCAUUGGAAAUCCCUUAUUGAUGUUGAAAAGGGUGAAUUAA
This is a messenger RNA of Arachis ipaensis, 960 nucleotides long. RefSeq lists its product as uncharacterized. The record is from RefSeq and is a predicted model, not a curated record. NCBI's taxonomy places the organism in Eukaryota, Viridiplantae, Streptophyta, Magnoliopsida, Fabales, Fabaceae.